Molecule: messenger RNA, 2894 nt
Organism: Branchiostoma floridae (Florida lancelet)
Lineage: Eukaryota; Metazoa; Chordata; Leptocardii; Amphioxiformes; Branchiostomatidae
Product: zinc finger protein 883-like
Exons: 3
Coding region: 338-2419 (693 amino acids)
Biological process (GO): central nervous system development; regulation of transcription by RNA polymerase II
Cellular component (GO): nucleus
Molecular function (GO): DNA-binding transcription factor activity, RNA polymerase II-specific; RNA polymerase II cis-regulatory region sequence-specific DNA binding
Source: RefSeq, a predicted model, not a curated record
AAAGACAAAUUCAACAUGGCGACCCCGACUGUAUCUCAUCUGGAGAAAGAAAAGGGAAGUAAUGACUCUCUGGAGGAGCAUAUGAGGACUCACACAGGUGAGAAGCCUUACAAAUGUGAGGAGUGCAGCAAACAGUUUAGUGGCCUGAGAAAUCUGAAGAGGCAUAUGAGGACUCACACUUGUGAGAAACCUUAUGGAUGUGAGGAGUGCGGCCGGCAGUUCAGUCAGCUGUGUAACCUGAAGAGUCAUAUACGGACUCACACUGGUGAAAAAACCCAUAAGUGUGAAGAAUGCAGCAAAAGGUUUAGCGAGCUGUGUACUCUGUCUGAAGAGACACAUGCGGACUCAUACCGGUGAGAAACCUUAUAGUUGCGAUGAAUGCAACAAACGUUUUAGUGGACUGGGUGAUCUGGAGAAGCAUAUGCGGACUCACACUGGCGAGAAACCUUACAAAUGUGAGGAGUGCAGCAGACAGUUCCGUGAGCUGGGUAAUCUGAAGAAACAUAUACGGACUCAUACCGGUGAGAAGCCCUACAAGUGCAAAGAAUGCAGCAAGCAGUUUAGUGAGCCGGGUAAUCUGAAGAGGCACAUGCGGACUCAUACUGGUGAAAAACCUUAUAGCUGCGAUGAAUGCAGCAAACAGUUUGGCGAGCUGGGUUCCCUGGAGAAGCACAUGCGGACUCGCACAGGAAAGAAGCCUUACAAAUGUGAGGAGUGCAGCAAAGAGUUUGGUCAGCUCGGUAAUCUAAAGAGGCAUAUAAAGACUCAUAUUUGUGAGAAACCUUACAAAUGUGAGGAGUGUAGCAAACAGUUCAGUCAGCUUGGCCAUCUAAAGAGUCAUGUGCGGACUCACACUGGUGAAAAGCCCCAUAAGUGCGAUGAAUGUAGCAAACAGUUUAGUCAGCAUAGUUCUCUGAGGAGGCAUAUGAGGACUCACUCUUGUGAAAAACCUUACAUAAACAGACUCACUCAUACAGGUGCGAAACCUUACAAAUGUGAGGAUUGCGAUAGACAGUUCAGUCAGUUUGGAUAUCUGAAGACACAGGCUGAGAAGCCCUCUAGGUGCGAAGAAUGCAGCAAACAGUUUAGUGAGCUGUGUAAUCUGAAGAAUCAUAUGAGGACUCAUACUGGUGAAACCCUACCCGUGUUGAAAAUAAGAAGAUUCCGUCAAGCCAUCUUCGCACAUGCGAACCCACGGCAACGAAAACUCACAGCUACCUAUGUGAAGGUUACAGUAAUACAGAGUUUGACCAACAUGGCGACCAGAGCCGGAUCUCAUCUGAAACAAAUGGAGGGAGAGGAUGGACAUGAUUCUCCCCGUACCCACAAGUGCAGCUAUUGUGAGAAGGAGUUUCGCUUCAAAAGUAGCCUAAACCAACACCUGCGAACUCACACAGGUGAGAGACCAUACCAGUGUGGAGAAUGCGGGAAACGGUUUAUUCAGCUAUGUAAUCUGAAAGACCACAUGAGAACUCACACCGGUGAGAGACCGUACGAGUGUGAAUAUUGCAACAAGUGCUACAGUCAGUCAUCUCAUCUGAAGGCUCACAUGCGGACUCACACAGGGGAAAACCCAUACAGGUGUGAGGCAUGCUACAAGAAGUUCAGUAGGCUUGAUAUCCUAAAAAUACACAUGAGAGCUCACACGGGUGAGAAACCGUAUAGAUGUGAGGAAUGCAGCAAGCAGUUCAGUAAGCUUGGUACCCUGAAAAUACAUAUGCAUACUCACACUGGUGAGAGACCAUACGAGUGUGAUUAUUGCGGGAAACGGUUUAGUCAACAAUCUAAUGUGGACGACCACAUGAGAACUCACACCGGUGAGAGACCAUACGAGUGUGAAUAUUGCAACAAGCGCUUCAGUCAGGCAGCUCAUCUGAAGGCUCACGUGCGGACUCACACAGGGGAAACCCCAUACAGGUGUGAGGCAUGCUGCAAGCAGUUCAGUAGACUUGGUAUCCUAAAAAAUCACAUGAGAACUCACACGGAUGAGAAACUGUAUAGAUGUGAGGCAUGCAGCAAGCAGUUUACUAAACUGUCUAGUCUAAAGAACCACAUGCGGACUCACACGGGUGAGAAACCGUACACAUGUGAGGAGUGCAACAAGCAAUUCAGUGACCCGACUCAUUUUAAAAGACAUAUACGGACUCACACAGGGGAAAAACCGUACAGAUGCGAGAAGUGCAGCAAACAGUUCAGUCAGUUGACUAAUCUUAAGAGGCACAUACGGACACACACUGGUGAAAAACCGUACAAGUGUGAGGAGUGCAGUAAACAGUUCAUUCAGUUGUCGAAUUUGAAGAGUCACAUGCGGACUCACACUGGCGAGACACCAUACACGUGUGAGAAGUGUAACAAAAGCUAUCGUCAUUCACGUAGUCUUUGUGCACACAUGAAAACUCACAUCGGUGAAAGUGUGUAAAUAACUGUGUGAGUAUACCAUGUACAUAUUCUUACACAUUAGAAAAAAAUUACAUAUUAAGCUCGAUUAUUAUUAUUUUUUCUUUACAAACUUAAAGGUGGGUUAUGAUUUACCGCUACUUAAUUCAGCCGUGUACUCACUACAUGCCUCCAUUGUCCAAAAAUAACGGGAACUGAAUUACAGCAUAGUAUUUACUAUCGUCACGUCCGGUACUUGGUUGGAACUAGAAGCGUUGUUAAAAAAAACAGCCGUGGGAAUGUGUUGUAAGUUUAGAGUAGAGUUGUGCUAUACAUUAGAAAAGCAGUUGGUAAGGUAUCAUUCCAAAAGGUUAGUGAACCAGCCCCUGUUCAGAUAGGAGUGGAGACUGAGGGAAGUAGGUCAGACGGGGAGUCUGAUUGGAGAUCCAGAGGAGAGAGACUGGGAAGGUCUUGCCGUUUGGAGAGAAGUGACAAAUAAAAAAGGAUUGUGAAUUGCA